This is a messenger RNA of Effrenium voratum, 1104 nucleotides long. Lineage: Eukaryota; Dinophyceae; Suessiales; Symbiodiniaceae. The record is from the annotation of a GenBank genome assembly.
AUGGUGAUGCAUCCCUGCGUCCUCGAGCUCCAGCAGUUCCUCCAGGACCAGAACGACACGCAGAAGCGCUCGACGGCCCUCUCCUGCGUGAAUCAGGUGAUGGAGACUUCCCAGGACUACUGGGAGCUGAAAAACAUGACGCACUUGCUCCUGGACUUGGACACGAAGGUCCAUGUCUUCGACAAGGGGUCCCGCAGCAACGAGUUCAUUGACGCCGGGAUCGGCUUCGCCAAGCGCCUGAUGAGCCACCCGGAGUGUCUCUCCGAGUUUGACACCAAAGGCGAGCUACAAUGCCGAUGUGUGCCGCUCUACGGAAAGGUGGCCACCCUAAAGCUCAAGAACGCCGGGAAGAUGGAGGAGGCCAAGGAGCUCUUCCAGUCCCUGCGGCAGCUCGAGUGGAAAGGCGCUGCGCGGAGCUAUGGGCCGGGCGAGGCGAUCCCCUGGGAUGAUUUCCACCACACCCCGCAAAUCUGGGUCCCGAACCUGCGCAGCAUGCCGCUUUGGGACCGCGACACCUGGAAGGACCUGCCCAUCUGCAGCCUGCUGGAGGAACACUUCCCAGUGAUCCAGGAGGAGACUGCGAGGGCCAUGGCGGACGAGGCGUCCGCUGGCUUUGAGGACGCCUACCGCUUUCUCUACGAGAAGGGCGAGUGGAAUCGGGUGCUGCUGUACCACGGCCGCAAGUUCACGGAGGAGUGCGAUCGGGUCUUCCCAAAGACCUGCGCUCUCUUGAGGCAGUGGCUUCCAUCCAAGCCGGGGCUGCCCUGGACCUCCGACCAGAACGAGCAGGUGAUGGUCAUCAAGAUGAAGCAAGGCACUGACGUCGAGACCCACAGCGGCCCGGCCAAUAAUAUUCUCAACAUCCACUUGGGCAUCUCCGGACUGGAGGGCGCCAAGCUCUUUGUCGCCAACGAGACCUACACGUGGGAGGAGGGCAAGGUCAUCGCUUGGGAUGGCAGCUAUGACCACCGUGUGCACUGCCUGGACUGCAAGGAGACCAGAGUCAUCAUGAUGGUGAGGUACAUGCAUCCAGACAUGUCGCCUGCACACUACAAGGGCCAUGAGAGGACCCAUUUCGAGGAGGUUCCGGUAGAGAUGCAGUGA